Messenger RNA from Eimeria tenella, 303 nucleotides. RefSeq lists its product as uncharacterized. The annotation marks the transcript as partial. Gene Ontology annotation, cellular component: cytoplasm. Lineage: Eukaryota; Apicomplexa; Conoidasida; Eucoccidiorida; Eimeriidae. The record is from RefSeq and is a predicted model, not a curated record. Gene Ontology annotation, molecular function: 3'-5'-RNA exonuclease activity; RNA binding. The transcript has 3 exons.
AUGGAGAAGCAACAGCAGCAACAGCAGCGGCAGCAGCAGCAGCAGAACAGUUAUCAGCAGCUGCUGCAGCAAGCUGUGCAGGACAUACACCGCGCUGAAUUCGUGGCUGUUGACCUCGAGUUCACGGGUUUGCUGCUGGAGCAAAGGCACCGGCCCCUCUCUCUUGAGAAGUAUUACGCAGAGUGCCACAAAGCAGUUCAGCAGUUCCUCGCGCCUCAAAUAGGCAUUUGUUGCGCGCGGAGGGAUGAGACAAAUUCGGCGCAGUGGAUACUGCAGCCUUACACAUUUGACGCCCACCCCCGA